Gekko japonicus is the source of this 1549-nucleotide messenger RNA. RefSeq names its product lactate dehydrogenase D (gene LDHD). The record is from RefSeq and is a predicted model, not a curated record. Bases 102 to 1544 code for a protein of 480 amino acids. NCBI's taxonomy places the organism in Eukaryota, Metazoa, Chordata, Lepidosauria, Squamata, Gekkonidae. Gene Ontology annotation, cellular component: mitochondrion. Gene Ontology annotation, biological process: lactate catabolic process. The transcript is spliced from 11 exons. Gene Ontology annotation, molecular function: D-lactate dehydrogenase (NAD+) activity; D-lactate dehydrogenase (cytochrome) activity; FAD binding.
UCCGCCUGAAAAGACGCCGGCAGCUCCGCCUUCCUGCUUCCCUAGAGAGCGGCGCGCGAUCGUCUCGGCGCCCUCCCGGUGCCCUUGGCCUGCGGGCGGCCAUGGCUUUGCGGAGGACGCUGGGCUUAGCCGCGAGGCCUUACUCGCAAGGAGCCGCGAAGGCCUGGCUUACGGAAGAUUUUCUUGAUGCCCUGAGAGCCGUGGUAGGGAGCGCCAAUGUGUCCACAGCCACAGUGGUCCGUGAGCAACAUGGCCAUGAUGAGUCCAUGCACAGGUGCCUCCCACCGGAUGCUGUGGUCUGGCCCAAGAACGUGGAACAGGCCAGCUUGCUAGCCACGGCCUGCUACAGCAGAGGAGUUCCUAUCAUCCCCUUUGGCACGGGCACAGGCCUGGAGGGUGGCGUGAGUGCUGUGCAGGGUGGUGUGUGCUUUAACCUGACCCGAAUGGACCAAAUCUCUGCGCUGAACACGGAAGACUUCACCGUUGCCGUGGAGCCAGGGGUGACCCGGAAGGCCCUAAACAGCUUCCUGCGGGACAGUGGCCUCUGGUUUCCUGUCGACCCCGGGGCUGACGCCUCUCUCUGUGGCAUGGCAGCCACCAGUGCAUCCGGAACCAACGCUGUACGCUACGGCACCAUGCGCCACAAUGUGCUGAACUUGCAGGUGGUACUUCCUGAUGGGAGGGUGCUUCAUACUGCUGGGCGGAACCGGAGGCCCAGGAAGAGUGCAGCUGGUUACCAACUCACCGGCCUCUUUGUCGGCUCGGAGGGGACCCUGGGUCUGAUCACCCAGGCCACCCUACGCCUCCACGGCAUCCCCGAAGCCACAGCGGCAGCCACCUGUGCCUUUCCAAGUGUGCAAGCUGCCGUGGACAGCACCGUGCAGGUUCUGCAAGCUGGGAUUCCCAUUGCUCGCAUUGAAUUCCUAGACGAGGUCAUGAUGGUUGCCUGCAACCGCUACAGCGGCCUCAGCUACCCGGAAUUGCCCACCCUCUUCUUGGAAUUCCACGGCAGCGAGCAAAGCGUAGAAGAGCAGGUGCAGGCGACAGGAGAGAUUGCGCAGCUGAAUGGCGGAUCGGAGUUUUUGUGGGCCCGGGAGCAGGAAGCCCGGAACCAGCUGUGGAAUGCACGGCAUAACGCCUGGUACGCCGCACUGGCCCUUCACCCUGGCAAGAAGGGUUAUUCCACUGAUGUGUGCGUUCCCAUCUCUCGCCUCCCUGCUAUUUUGGUGGAAACCAAGCAAGAUCUCAUCGCCUCCAGACUCACAGGCCCUAUUGUCGGCCACGUUGGAGACGGUAACUUCCACUGCCUCUUGAUUUUUGAUCCUGAAGAUCCAGGCGAAAGUGGGCGAGUGAAGGAAUUUGCUAUGCGGCUAGCCAGGCGUGCGUUGGCCAUGGACGGCACCUGUACAGGGGAACAUGGCGUGGGCCUAGGCAAGCGGCAGCUUUUACGAGAGGAGGUCGGCGAGGUGGCCCUGUCCACCAUGCGGCAGAUCAAGGCCACGCUGGACCCUAAGAACCUCAUGAACCCUGGGAAGGUCUUGUGACACCU